AUGGAACUGCCACAAGGUUUGGUAGUAGACAGUGGACAUCAGACAACUGAAUCAACAAUAUAUGUGAUAGUGUAUGCAGAUGAUGUGAUACUGACAGAAACAAACAAAGAGGAGAUAGAGGAACUGAAGGCAUUCCUACAUGAAAGUUUCAAAAUUAAAGACUUGGGUAAACUCCAUUAUUUUCUGGGCCUUGAAAUAUUCUAUAAAGCUGAUGGAGUUGUAAUUUCACAAAGAAAGUUUGUGCUUGAUCUCCUGAAAGAGUACAACUGCAUGGAUUAUAGUAGCCUUGCCUCACAACUUGAUCCAGCAGUGAACUUGAAAGCUAAAGAGGGGACUGCAUUAACUGAUCCCACCUAUUACAGAAAAUUGAUUAGAAAAUUAAAUUUUCUCACCAGCACAAGGAUAGACAUAGCCUAUAGUGUAUAA
This is a messenger RNA of Nicotiana attenuata, 426 nucleotides long. RefSeq lists its product as uncharacterized. NCBI's taxonomy places the organism in Eukaryota, Viridiplantae, Streptophyta, Magnoliopsida, Solanales, Solanaceae. The record is from RefSeq and is a predicted model, not a curated record. The transcript has 2 exons. The coding region runs from base 1 to 426 and encodes 141 amino acids.